AUGACAUCUGUUCGUGGUCGUCGUCUGCUGCUGCUGCUGCUGGUCCAGCUGGUGGUCCAGCUGAAGGCGAACGUGGACGUCAUGAAGGACGUCACUCUCGGGUUCGGAGAGGCGCUGAAACUUUGUCGGGAAGAAAGUCAGCUGACGGAGGAGAAGAUGGAAGAGUUCUUCCACUUCUGGAGAGAUGACUUCAAGUUCGACGACCGCGCGGUCGGCUGCGCCAUCAAGUGUAUGAGCUCACAUUUCGACCUGCUCACCGACUCCCACAGGAUGCAUCACAACAACAUGGACAACUUCAUCAAGUCCUUCCCUAACGGUGAGGUUCUGUCGCAGCAGAUGGUGACUCUGAUCCACGAGUGUGAACAACAACACGACUCAGAGGAGGACCACUGCUGGAGGAUCCUCCGGGUGGCGGAAUGCUUCAAGAGCUCGUGCAAGAAGCACGGCAUCGCGCCCACCAUGGAACUGCUGAUGGCCGAAUUCGUUAUGGAGUCGGAGGCCAACUGA
Danaus chrysippus (African queen) is the source of this 507-nucleotide messenger RNA. Lineage: Eukaryota; Metazoa; Arthropoda; Insecta; Lepidoptera; Nymphalidae. The record is from the annotation of a GenBank genome assembly.